AUGGCAUCGAGUCUGUCAGCGAUGGCCUAUGCGUUAGGCGGCUGUAUAUUACCGCUUGUGGUCUAUAUAACCGGUCAUUGGGUUCUAUUAGCGGUGUUUCAGUUUGCGAUUACAAUUCCCAUCAUUAUAUUCUGGAGAUAUAUCCCAGAAUCUGCCUCUUGGCUCAUAACACAGAAAAGAACUACUGAAACAGACAUUGAUUUUAACGCUGUUAAUAGUGGCUAA
Medioppia subpectinata is the source of this 225-nucleotide messenger RNA. The record is from the annotation of a GenBank genome assembly. NCBI's taxonomy places the organism in Eukaryota, Metazoa, Arthropoda, Arachnida, Sarcoptiformes, Oppiidae.